Molecule: messenger RNA, 3962 nt
Organism: Varroa destructor (honeybee mite)
Lineage: Eukaryota; Metazoa; Arthropoda; Arachnida; Mesostigmata; Varroidae
Product: fatty acid CoA ligase Acsl3-like
Biological process (GO): neuron differentiation; long-chain fatty acid metabolic process; long-chain fatty-acyl-CoA metabolic process
Cellular component (GO): lipid droplet; endoplasmic reticulum; plasma membrane
Molecular function (GO): palmitoyl-CoA ligase activity
Source: RefSeq, a predicted model, not a curated record
CUUGCCGCGACUAUCCCCACCGGCUUCAGUCAACUUAUGAACGUUACAGAACAAAUACCAUCAUCUGCAAGUUGUCCUCAGUGUUCUUGUAAAUCCACCCUUCUGUUUUUCACCUGGCUUAAGACGCCUCAUCUCAGUUAUUCGAGCUCCGAACGGAAAUUAACCAUUCUAUAUUUAUGUAUAGUUUGUUUUUCGUAAAAAUGAUGACGAUACUGGACUCUCUGGCAGCGACGGCAACCGCAGUAGCGUUUGAGAGUCUUUCAUUAGUGUUUGACUUGUGCUCGUUACCACUCUACGCAGUUAUUUACCAACCCUGGAAGCUCUGGACUUACAAGCCUAUAAUGUACAGUAAGCCCCUCGAGGGCGCUCCCGAAUGGGGUCCCUUGGUCAAAACUAACUACGAAAUAGAUCCUGAGCUGUUUAGUGGCUGUACUACGAUCGAUCAAUUGAUGAGAAAGGUGUUCGUGCGGUUUCAACACACAAAAGGAUUUGGUACUCGACAGCAAUUUGGAGAAGAAUUUGAAACACAACCUGACGGAAAGGUCUUUAAAAAGAAAAUUCUUGGCGAAUAUGACUGGAUGACAUACGGAGAGUUCGAAAAGAAAGUGGAGUUCGUCAGUAGAGCUCUAAUGUCUUUGGGAAUACGUCCGCGACAGAAUAUCUGCAUCCUGGCUGAAACUCGCGUAGAGUGGAUGCUUACUGCACAGGCAUGCUUCCGAAACAAUAUACCAGUUGUCACAUUAUAUCCGUCACUCGGAAAGGAAGGCCUCAUUCAUGGUCUUAACGAGGCGGAAGUGACGCAUCUGAUCACUUCACAAGAUCUCUUACCAAAGAUCAUCUCGGUACUGCUUCAAGUCCCAUCGUUGACAACAAUAGUAUAUAUGGAAAGUGCUUACGAUAAAGCUCCGCCUCCAACUGCCCCAAAGGAGAUUCGCCUUAUACCGUUUUCACAAAUGGAGCAAAUAGGAGCGACCGCCGAUCCCGAACUCAAAGGCGAAAAGCCAACUGCUGACGACCAUGCUAUCAUCAUGUACACCUCCGGUUCAACAGGAAUUCCCAAAGCUGUGAUUAUCACGCACGGAAAUGUCGUGAGCGUUGCCAAAGGCUUCCAAAUAGCCCUAGUACCCUUGGUCCCGAACGAUACAUACAUUGCAUAUCUGCCGCUGGCGCAUAUUUUUGAAAUCUCUGUCGAAUUGACCUGCAUUGCAAAGGGAAUGAAAAUUGGAUAUUCAUCGCCAUUAACAAUUACCGACAAGUCAACGGCCAUGCCACUUGGGGGAAAAGGGGACGCAACGUUGCUUCGGCCUCAUCUUAUGUGCGCUGUUCCAUUAGUUUUGGAUCGCAUCCGUAAAAAUGUGUUGGAAAACGCUUCCCGGAAGGGAGCGCUCUUUAGAAGAUUUCUCGAGUUCGCAAUCAGCUACAAACUUCGUUGGACGAAAUGGGGCUUCAAUACGCCCUUACUAAACAGAGUAGUCUUCAGCAAGACUCGCGCUGUUAUUGGGGGCAGGAUGAAGGUCAUAUGCGCUGGCUCUGCACCACUCUCCGCUGACACUCACGCAUUCAUCAAAGUCUGUAUUGACUGUCCCAUAAUACAAGGCUAUGGAUUGACGGAAUCUACGGCUGGCGCCACUCUCAUGGAACUGUCAGACAGAAGUGUUGGCCGGGUCGGGCCUCCGAUUUAUGGCGGAUACAUCAAACUCAUUGACUGGCCACAAGCACAUUAUCACGUAACCGACAAACCUUAUCCACGAGGAGAAAUUCUCGUGGCUGGAAAUACCGUCGCUGUCGGUUACUACAAGAACGAUGCCUUAACCCGGGAGGUGUUCGUUGAAGAAAAUGGAUUACGUUGGCUGUAUACGGGCGACGUCGGCGAAGUACAUCCCGAUGGCACAAUCAAAAUUAUUGAUAGGAAAAAGGAUCUGGUAAAGCUACAAUUCGGCGAAUAUGUGUCACUUGGAAAAGUCGAAGCAGAACUGAAGACCUGUGCGUUGGUCGAGAAUAUUUGCGUGUACGGGAGCUCUUUCCACACAUACCUAGUAGCUUUGGUGUUACCAAACGAAUUGGCCCUUUCGCAAAUCGCAGAUCAACUCGGAAAAACGAGUCGUCUCGUUGCAGAACUUUGUAACGAUUCUGACAUCGUUCAGGCGGCCACAGAACUAGUCAUUGCACAUGCCAAGAAAUGUCACCUGCAAAAGGUGGAGACGCCUAUCAAGCUGAAACUAUGCGCGGAACAAUGGCUGCCUGAUACCGGCCUCGUCACGGCUGCUCUCAAAAUUCGUCGGAAAAAUAUUGCCGAUUUUUACCAACGUGACAUUGAUAUGAUGUAUGCUAAUAAUGGGAAGAAGUCAGCGUAAUAUCUGUGGGGAUAAUGAACCAUGUUUGGUCUGUGUUGAUUAUUUUUGUCCAAGUCUGUGCUAGUUCCUACCGCACAAUCUCUUCUAAUGUCAGAGUUCUGGCUUGACCAAAGUAUCAUAGAGCUUCGUCGAUUCGCGAAGUCUUGUUUUUUGAGAAGAUAUAUUUAACGGUUAAGUCGGUCAUAUUUAACAAAUCUUCCACAAAACUAGUAAUUACUGAUGGCGUAUGUUUCUUUUACUACGAUGUUGCAUAGACACUACAUAGAAUAGUAAUGAUUUUAAUAAUUGUUCUUCUUUAGAAUAAAUAGGUUUGGAUUUAUUAAAAUUAGUCGAAAUAAAGAUACUUUUAGAAUAAAUUUGCUAAUGGUUUAAAUAAAUAUAAAUAGGUUUAUUUAGAACCAUUGCAGAACCGCAAUUAGAGAAUCAUUCCAUCCACUAAUCCAAUAGAAGUUAAUUUUUUAUGCUAAGGAAAGACGUAAAUGAUUUAAAAUCGUACAGCACUCGGUUUGGAAGUUGUUCUUUUGAAUUGAGCCCUACAACGUUAACACAGUUCGCUGAGCUAUCAAACGACAACUGACUCUUAAAUGCUUACACUAAUGCAGUGCCGCUCCGAAUCUGAGUAAAACCGAGAAACAAAUCGGAUGUGCUUUAGUUUUUUUUUUUUGCUUAAGUUGUACUUGAUCUAAUAACGUAUGUCGCGCGUUAUUUGCCAACAACUAUUUCAUUGUCUAGUCGAUUAUUUAAGUUUCCUUUUAUUUAAAAGUUACGUCAAAUGGCGGACAACUCUACCCGCCGUCCAGUCGCUUUCUUGUUUAGUUUCCUAGACACAGGCGUGACCGCAAAAUAUUAUGUGGUCAAAAUAAAUGUUAUUUUACUCUGAAUAACUUGGAGCGGCAUUUAGUCGAAAAUCGGGUAACGAUUACGCAAUAUGCAAAUACAAUAAGUGAUUUAUUAAAUCUAAAUAUGAGGAUAAUUCUCAUAAACUGAUCUUAUGAUACAAAAGGCAAGUCUCCAUACAUGAUAUAUGUUAUAUUAAUUUAUAUAGAUAUCAUUGUUAAGCUUAUUUGGAAUUAUUAUUGUGCACUACAUGUACACUGCAAUUGACAUUCCAGCCACUGAUCUGAUCGACAUUUACUUUGAAUCUACAGGUGAAAAAAAAAGCUCCAAUAAGAGAAUCAACUGAUCGUAAGAGGAAAGACAACGUAAAAUAAUAUAAAUAGUACCAAGAAUAGCGCAUAGCUAUGAUGUAACAGCACAGAUAAUUUUGCUGAACGUUUCCUGGUAGGGAAUAGGGGAACUCGGUACACGGUACCAGGGAAACGUUUCCCUGGCACCGUGUACCGAUAUUCUUUCAAUGACCAUAAAAAAGAAUUCAUCGUUUAGCGAAACAAUGCGAUCGAUUAAUCAAGAAACACCUCAAUAAAAAUAAUGUACCAUUGUAACAGUGACAACUUUUGUUGUUAUGUUUAUCGGCUAGAGCAACCCCAGUUAAUACUUGCCUUCCGUACGUUUGGUUAUAAAAAAAACCAAUCUAUAAAAUAUCGGCUGAAUCACUUAUAUUCACACGUUGACAUGUUUCCUUCAAUAAAUAAACAUGUAAAUGCAUAC